GGGCUUCUGCAGACACACCUGGUUCCCGGGAUUUACAAGGUCGCCGGAAUCACAGCCGACACUCACACUGAUACUCGGGAUUCCUGGAGGAAGAGGUUGUUGAAUGGAAAGACGUGUUCAUGGCGAUAUGGCUGACCAGAACAUGCCUGUGGGUCAGGGGGUCCAAAUCAGAUUCAUCGAUGACUUAAAGGAAAAGCACAAGCCGCGGAGAGGAAAGUCAAAGCAAGAGUCCUACGGGGUGGCCAUCCGCGUCCAGGGAAUCGAUGGGCAACCUUUCGUGGUGCUGAACAGCGGAGACAAAGCAAAGUCUUCCUAUGGCGUGCAGAUCAAAACGGACACCGGCUACGGAAACACGUCGCCAAACCCGCCGCCCGACUACCAGGGAAUCGCCUCGAGGGCCAGUCACACGGUCCGGUCCAACACCACAGACUUGGACCUGCCUGAAAACCCUUACGAGAUGAAGGGCUACAGACCCUCCGGAUCGCACUACAGCAGCACUUCCGACGAAGAGCAGAGCUCCAAGCCUCGCAGUAAGCCACGGGCCUUGCUGCCUCCGCGAAAGGAGGAGCUUAGGAGAUCCCAGUCACAUAACUCCUUGGUGGACCCCGAAUUAGAAGAUUCUUACGGCUAUGAUGGACACUACAGCGAGCGGUCCUCCACCCUCGACACCACAUACUCUUCCAGCAGUCGCAGCAGUUUGAAGAAGCUCGAUAAUGGCGAUAACUCCUCUAGAGGUGGCUUCAAACCAGCGACAAGCCAACAACCUACCUCCUUUUCCAGAAGAUCUUCUCAUCAGAGGAAGGAAGGGCCUUCGCCCUCUUCCCCGAAGCUGCCAAGCGAGGACAUUGACACCAAACCCCUCUCCUCCGUCGAUUCGCUCAUCAACAAGUUUGACACCAAGGGCCAGAUGCGGGGGAGGACGGCCCGGCGUAGCCAAGCUCUGAAAGAAGACCGGAAACGGUCGCAGAGCCUGGACGGGCGGAACUCUCACCUAGACGCCGCCGAUUCCCGGGAGGUCCAGACCAUGGAGAGGAACGUCCAGCUGGAGAGCCGGCCAUUCAACAGGCAGACGCUGGAGAGAGAGGAUGUCAACAGGAGCCGUAUGACCAAAGAGUGGCUGGAGCAAGCCGCUGCCGCUGAGGAACCGGUGACCCAGAGGCAGCAGAGGACGGUCCAGGCUGAACUGCAGCAGCUGAAGAGCACCCCGGACCUCUUGAAGGACCAGCAAAAAGAUGCCAGUGACCCCACCCGGGAAAUGAUCUACAACAUCCUGCGGGAUGGGUCUAAUGACAGCGAGGCCAUGCUGAGGAAGAAGACCGGCCUUCUCGUGGAGAAAUUACAGACCUUGCGGGCUUCCCCUGGAGACGAUACCAGGACUUUGGUCAACCAGAAGAAGGAACUAGAGAGGAAAGUUUCCCAGCUCCAACAACAGCUGGAAGAGGAGAUAAAGCAAAGAAUGAGGCAGGAGGUCUCGCGGGAUCGUCCCACAGCCUCCAUGCAGAGGCUGGAAAUCCAACUGGAGGAGAGCACGGAGGAAAGUAAAAGGCUGAAGGAGCUGCUGGAGAAGAAGAAGGCCGAGCUGAGCUCUAUGAACCAGGAGUUGAUAGAAGUUCGAAUGAGCAAAGAACAGGUGGAAACCAAAAUGAGGUCCCUGGAGGGGAAGCUGCAGGACGCCAAGGAAGAGGUGAACAAGCAGCGGAUGCAGGGGGUAUCGGCAGACAAGAACGCCUUACUGAAGGAGCUGGAAGAGGCGCAAGAAGAACUGGAUGAUGUUCUGCAGAUCCGCUACAAGCAGGAUGAGCUGCUGAGACAGAAGGAUCGCGAACUGACCGCCCUGAAGGGGGCUCUGAAAGACGAGGUGGCCAAUCACGACAAGGAAUUAGACCAAAUACGUCAGCAGCACCAGAAGGACUUGCAGCAAAUGAGGAAAAACAUGGACAACGUGUCCCAGGAUCAGAUCAGCCUGGAGUCCGAGCGUCAGAAGAUCAAUCAGGUGGUGAGGAACCUACAGCGGGAGUUAGAGGAGAGCAGUGAGGAAAUCACCCAAUGGAAAGAAAUGUUUCAGAAGAACAAGGAGGAACUCCGCAACUCAAAGCAGGAGGUCUUACAGCUCAAGACGGAGAAGGAAGAAUUUGAGGACGAGCUGAGCGAGAUGAAAGAUCGAUUUUCCCUGGUACAGUCUGAGCUGGAACGAACCAAGAAAGGCUCUGUGGAGGCUGGAGAGGUGGAGGCCACCAAGAGGGAGUUGCAGCGCUCCCAGGAUGAGCUGCGCAAGCUGUCCACAGAGAAGCAGAGGGUGGAGGAGACCCUGCACCAGAGGGACAGGGAGCUGUCCGCCCUGAAGGGGGCGCUGAAAGACGAGGUGUCCGGACACGACCGCGACACGGAGAAACUGCGAGAUCAGCACGGCCGCGAGCUGCAGCAGACCAAGAGAGAAUAUGAAGAGAGGCUGAAGGAGCUGCAGCACUUCCAGGAUGAGCUGCGCGAGCUGUCUCAAGAAAAUCAGAGAGUAGAGGAGACUCUGCACCAGCGGGAGAGGGAGCUCUCUGCGCUGAAGGGAGCACUGAAAGACGAGGUGUCCGAACAUGACCGCGAGACAGAAAAAAUACGAGAUCAGUACAGCCGCGAGGUUCAGCAAACCAAGAAAGACAAUGAGGAUCUCCUCAAGGUAAGGAAGAAGCUGGAAGAGGAGAAAGUGGAGUGGGAGCGUGCGCGGCAGAUAAUGGAGAACACGCUGCAGGACGCACGGGAGGAAAACGACGACCUUAGGAGAAAGAUCUUAGGGCUAGAGGCCCAGGUGAAGGAACUGAAUACAUACUGUGAUGACCUGCAGAGGGCUGAGGGCCGUCUUAAGGAGAAAAUGACCAGAUUGGAGACAGAGAAGAAGAGGAUGGAGGAUUCUCUGGGACAGGCCACAGACCAGGAACAGGAAUUUGCCUUGACGAGACGGGAGAUGGAGAACCGUCUGGACGACGCCCAGAGGAGUCUGAAACGGCUGACUUUGGAGUACGACGAGCUACAAGAGUGCUACCAGGAGGAGAUGAGGCAGAAGGAUCUGCUAAAGAAGACCAAGAAUGAACUGGAGGACCAGAAGAGGCUGCUGGACAAAUCCAUGGAUAAGCUGACCCGAGAGCUGGACAGCAUGACGGGCGAGUCCCGGGACUCCCUGCAGAUGCUGCAGACUCAGCUGGAGGAAUACAAAGAGAAAUCGCGCAAGGAGAUCGGCGAGUCUCAGAGAGAGGCCAAAGAGAGAGCGGCCGAGGCAGAGAGAAUGCAGCUCAGUGUCAGCCGGCUGCAGGAAGAGGUGCAGCGGCUGAAGCAAGCUCUGCAGGACAGUCAAGCCGAGAAGGAGAAUGCGGUGCUGGACAAGGAGCUGGUCAGCCAGCGUCUGCAGAACCUGGAGCAGGACCUGGAUACCAAGAGGCGCUCUCAGGAUGACCGUUCCCGCCAGGUGAAAGUGCUGGAGGAUAAACUAAAACGACUGGAGAUGGAGCUGGACGAAGAGAAGAGUACGGCGGAGCUGAUGACGGACCGGGUUAAUCGCAGCCGAGACCAGAUGGAUCAGCUGAGGGCGGAGCUUAUGCAGGAGCGAACUAGUCGGCAGGACCUGGAGUGUAGCAAGGUGUCCCUGGAAAGGCAGAACAAAGAUUUGAAGAGCCGUCUGGCCAGCAUGGAGGGGCAGACUAAGCCCAGCACCAACGUGUCCCAGCUAGAGGCCAAGUUGCAGGAGGUCCAGGAGAGGCUACAAGCCGAGGAGAGGGAUAAGAGCAACUUACUGUCCUCCAACCGCAAGCUGGAGAGAAAGCUGAAGGAGCUGAACAUCCAACUGGAAGACGAGAGACUCCAAGUCAAUGAUCAGAAGGAUCAGCUUAACCUACGGGUGAAGGCGCUGAAGAGGCAGGUGGAUGAGGCCGAGGAGGAGAUCGAGCGCAUGGAUGGGUUGCGGAAGAAAGCUGUGAGGGAGAUGGAAGAACAACAUGAGAUUAAUGAGCAGCUACAGGCCCGACUUAAAACCGUGGAGAAAGAGGCACGGCGAAAGCCGGUGCGUCACGCUGCCGACGACGACUUGAGCUCCGAUGGUGAAUUUGACCACCCGUACGACCCAAGUUCUAUAACCUCGCUGCUGACGGAGAGCAAUCUGCAGACCAGCUCCUGCUGAGCGACCCGCCACCACCCUAAGGCUUUAUCAUGUGACAUUGACUGUUAUGGGCGCAGCGGGGCCCCGCUUACCGCUAUGCUUCACCUGGACCAUCCCCAACC
This is a messenger RNA of Nanorana parkeri, 4260 nucleotides long. It is a transcript of the gene CGN, whose product is annotated as cingulin. Gene Ontology annotation, cellular component: myosin complex. The transcript has 22 exons. NCBI's taxonomy places the organism in Eukaryota, Metazoa, Chordata, Amphibia, Anura, Dicroglossidae. Bases 104 to 4159 code for a protein of 1351 amino acids. The record is from RefSeq and is a predicted model, not a curated record.